UCUUGAUCAGUAAUCAACAAGAGAAGUUCCAGCAUUCACUGACAUUCAAACCAAAGUAGCAGAAGCGAAUAUGAAUCCAUUGGGAGUUAUGUGUGUUGUAGCCUGUUUGGCUGGCGCUGUGUUGGCCUCGCCCACACAAUACCACAGCGGCAACAGCUACAAAAGCUUCAAGAGCAACAGCAACAGCUUGAAACCUGCACAAUGGUUGAAGCAAAGCGAAUUGGAGCAAACCCCAUCCAUGGAUGAAGUCACCUUCGAGCAAUUGGAGAAAAUGCCUUUGGAACAGGGUGCUGAAUUGAUGCGCAAAUACUUCCACUUGUCCCAAGCUGGCCAUGGCGUAGCCCCUGAAUAUGUGCCCAGCCCCAGUCAAAUCCCCGUCCAUAUCUUCAGCAAUGGCCGCAAGGAAACCACCGAUUUGAGCCGUUAUGUCCAAACCGCAAAGAACAUGCCCAAAUUCGGCGAUGAUGAAGUCACCAUUUUCAUUACUGGCUUGCCCCAAUCCUUGGAGAGUGUUAAGGAUGCCAACAAGGAUUUGAUUGAAGCCUACUCUGAACGUCACAGCCAACAAUCCCGUUCUUAUUCCCAAAGGAACGCUGGUGAGGAACGCCGCAACUGGGACGAUCAAAAACAACUUGGCCGCAGCUUGAUUGUCAUUGAUUUGGGCAACACCAUCACCGAUGUUGAACGUUAUGCCUCCUUGGAUGUUGAACGUUGUGGUGAAAUGUUCGGCAAGACUUUUGUUGAAUUGAGCGAAGAAUGCGAUGUGCCUGCCGAAAUCAUCCAUGUUGUGGGUCAAGGUGUUGGUGCCAAUGUUGCUGGUGUCGCUGGCCAGGAAUACUAUGAAGCCACCGCCCAAAAAUUGUACCGCAUCACUGCCUUGGACCCUGCCGUUCAAAUGGCCAAGGAACACCACGUUUUGUCUGGUCUCGCCCGCGGUGAUGCUGACUUCGUUGAUGCCAUCCACACCUCUGCCUAUGGUUUGGGUACCACCAGCCGUGUUGGCGAUUUGGAUUUCUUCCCCAAUGGUCCAUCUCCCGGAGUUCGUGGAGCCAGCAACGUUGUUGAAGCUUCCAUGCUUGCCACCAAAUUCUAUGCUGAGUCUGUUCGUCCCGGCAACGAGCACAACUUCCCCGCCCUCGAAGCCACCUGCAUGAAGGAAUACAAGAACAACGAAACCUACGGCAAACGCACCUACAUGGGUAUUGCUGCUGAUCGUGAUCUCUCCGGUGACUACAUGUUGGAAGUCAACGAACAGAGACCUUAUGGCAAGAGGACUCCUGCCCACAACAAGAACAAUAAGAACAACACCUACCAUCAUAAUCGCCACCAAGUAGAGAGCUACGACUACUAGAAUGUCUGUGACUGAGCUGAACGGAAACUGAAGAGAAAAAAUCAUGAACUUUGGAUCACAAUGUCAAAUUUUUAGUUUUAAGCCUGCAGAAUUUUUCAAUGAAAAUUAUUUCCAAAAUGUGUUUAUCAAAUAAAUCGAAAGCAAAAUUUCUCAAAGAGAAAUAAAA
Molecule: messenger RNA, 1517 nt
Organism: Stomoxys calcitrans (stable fly)
Lineage: Eukaryota; Metazoa; Arthropoda; Insecta; Diptera; Muscidae
Product: vitellogenin-1
Exons: 2
Coding region: 71-1351 (426 amino acids)
Molecular function (GO): lipase activity
Source: RefSeq, a predicted model, not a curated record